This is a messenger RNA of Linum tenue, 1929 nucleotides long. The record is from the annotation of a GenBank genome assembly. Lineage: Eukaryota; Viridiplantae; Streptophyta; Magnoliopsida; Malpighiales; Linaceae.
AUGGGGUCGAUUCCUGAUCCAGGCGAGGUCACCGCCGACCUAACUCCUCCGCCGCCGAGCUUUGACGACUUCCAGCGGCAGACUUCUCUCAUGACCAGCUGCACUCUCCUCUGGAAGGAGCUCUCCGACCAUUUCACUACUCUCGAGCAAAACCUCCAGAAGACGUCUGAUGCCCUGAAGCGCAAAAUCCAGGCCCUCGACACCGAGACCAAGGACUCCCUGGCUUCUCUCAAGAAGCGGGAGGUCACAAUCGACGGCAGCGUCGAGAUCGCCCUCGAGCGACUCGACGACCGCUGCGAGGCUGCUCUCAGGUCAAUUGACUCCGAUCUCGGCGAGGUCGACGACGGCGACGGGCUUCUCCUUGCUUUGAAGACGUUCUGCUUGAAGAUGAGCUCCAGGGAGUUCUGGAGGUUCGUGAUCACCAAGAAGAAGGAGCUGGACGCGUUGAGGAGCCAGAUUCCGUUGGCUCUGGGUGAGUGCGUGGAUCCUCCUAGAAGAGGGGAGAGGAGCGAGAAAGGGAAUGAUUUGGGAUGGGCUUGUGUUGUGAUUCUCGAGAGCUUGAUUCCGGUGGUCAUGGACCCUGUGAUUGGGAAGUCGAGACUGAUGGUUACACCGAUGGUGAAGAAGAGGGCUAGCGAGAUUGCGGAGACGUGGAAGAGGAGCUUGGAGGAGCGCGGCGGGAUUGAGAAUGUUAAGACGCCCGAUGUUCAUACUUUCUUGCAGCAUUUGGUCACUUUUGGGAUUGUGAGGAAGGAGGACUUUGAUUUGUACAGGAAGCUUGUGGUUGGGUCCGCUUGGCGCAAGCAGAUGCCAAAGCUUGCUGUCUCUCUUGGCUUGGGUGGUGAAAUGCCUGAUAUGAUCAAAGAACUUAUUGGUAGGGGUCAGCGACUCGAUGCAGUGCAUUUUACUUACGAGCAACUUGCUGUGAGGAAAGAACAGUCAGCACUCCGUGCUGUCAUCAAGUGCAUCGAGGAAUACAAUCUAGAAGCCGAGUUCCCACCAGAGAACCUCAAGAAAAGCCUGGAACAGCUGAAGAAGGUGAAGACAGAGAAGAAGAAGCCAGUUCCAGCUGCCAUCCCUGCCAACAAGAGAACUCGUGCUAGCACCGCCGGUCCGAUGCCACCAGCCAAGGCCGGGCGUCUGACCAAUGCCUACGUAUCAUCUUUCUCCUCGUAGCCACCAACAUUUGUUAGGUCGCCUUCUCACUACCCGCAGUACCCAGCUGCUGGCAUCCCAGCAUACGCAUCUCCGCCGCCACCACCAACCGUCUAUGGCACUCCGAGCCCACAAUCCCCGUACGCUGCGUAUUCCCCUGAAGCAGUCCACCACCCGAUUCCCGGAUCAUAUACAUUGAAUUAUGCGCCACCACUGGCAGCAUAUGGAGGAUACCCGAGUGGGUUCGCUCCAGCUUAUCAUCAGCAGGCUUACUACUGAAUAGACAUCAUCAUCAUGACUAGGUCUGUCAUUGAAGAAGAUAGUAACCCACUGAUAAUAUGAUGACUACUUCCACUCUCCAGCACUGCCCGUUCUGCAAUCCCGCUUAUUUCCUUCUUUUCUUUCGGUCCUUUCUUCUUCCUGCUAAACCUGGAUGGUUUGUGUGUAAUAGCUAACUGUUUUAGUCUUAGCUAUCAGCCCCUCCCUUCCCCUGGUGUGUGUUUUAAUACAAAUGUCGCCUCUGGUGCACUUCUUACUUUUCUCCCAUGGCGACAAGCUAUAUUUCUAAUGAAACUCUAGCUUUAGGUUUAUUGUGCAUAGUAAUCUUCCACCUUCUUAAUUCUGCAUCCAUCUCUUCAUCUCUCUGUUUUCUCAUGUCUGCUGGGACUCCAUUGGGAGGCAAAAGUGAAUGUAAUGUAAAGUCUGCAACAGAGAAAGCAUGUGGCUAGGGCUGGCUGGCCGGCUGGUUGGCAGCUUUAGCAUGGUGGUUAAUGC